GUAGCUGGACCAGGGCAGCUGAACGUGGAGGAGUACCCUUCAUGGGGGUCCCGUAGCGUCGACUGUUUCGAGAAAUUGGAGCAAAUCGGCGAAGGCACCUACGGGCAAAGAAAACAUGAAUGGAGUUGGACACAAUACGUGAUUAUCUCAUUUUUCUUUUGAAGAUUUUGAUAGUAACUUAAAUAGCUGUGGUGAGGGGCCAUGAGCCUGAUAUUUGUCGAUAAAAAAUGGAGUUUUGAUGAUAUUUUCUGUGAGACGCAACAGGUCAAGUUUACAUGGCCAGAGAAAUCAGAACUGGGGAAAUUGUUGCUUUGAAAAAGAUACGCAUGGACAAUGAAAAAGAAGGGUUUCCUAUAACUGCCAUUCGAGAAAUUAAAAUUUUGAAGAAGCUUCAUCACGAAAACGUUAUUAAGCUGAAAGAGAUUGUGACCUCUCCAGGUCCUGAGACAGAUGAGCAAGGGAAUCAAGAUGGUAAUAAGUUUAAGGGAGGCAUCUACAUGGUUUUUGAGUACAUGGACCAUGACUUGACUGGUCUUGCUGAUCGUCCUGGGCUGAGAUUUACAGUUCCCCAGAUCAAAUGUUAUAUGAAGCAGUUAUUGACUGGGCUCCAUUAUUGUCAUGUUAAUCAAGUUCUUCAUCGGGACAUUAAAGGUUCUAAUCUUUUGAUAGAUAAUGAGGGAAAUUUGAAGCUAGCAGACUUUGGGCUUGCACGAUCAUUUUCUACUGACCACACUGGGAAUCUUACAAAUCGUGUUAUUACUUUGUGGUAUAGGCCACCAGAGUUGCUGCUAGGAGCUACAAAGUAUGGUCCAGCUGUUGAUAUGUGGUCUGUUGGUUGCAUUUUUGCUGAGCUUUUGAAUGGAAAACCGAUCUUGCCUGGGAAAAAUGAGCCUGAGCAACUGAACAAGAUAUUUGAGCUUUGUGGAUCACCUGAUGAGAUCAACUGGCCUGGUGUUUCAAAGAUGCCUUGGUACAAUAAUUUCAAGCCAUCAAGGCCCAUGAAGAGACGUAUCAGAGAGGUUUUCAGACAUUUUGACCGCCAUGCACUAGAUUUGCUGGACAGCAUGUUAACACUGAACCCAGAUAAGAGAAUAUCUGCUCAGGAUGCCCUAGUUGCUGAGUAUUUCUGGAAUGAUCCUUUACCUUGCGACCCUAAGAGCCUGCCCAAGUAUGAAUCAUCACAUGAGUUUCAGACAAAGAAAAAAAGGCAGCAGCAACGUCAAAAUGAAGAGACAGCAAAGCGACAGAAAUUGCAGCACCCUCAGCAGCAUGCCCGUUUGCCUCCCAUCCAACAACAUACUGGGCAGGCUCAUCCUUCUCAUUGGCAUGGGCCUAAUCAUCCCAUCAACAAUGCACAGCCUCCCGUGUCUACUGGACCUAGUCAUAACCAAUAUGGAAGGCCCCGUGGCCCUCCUGGAGGUCCAAAUAGGUACCCUCCAAGUGCAAAUCAGAGUGGAGGAGGUUAUAACCAAAAUCGCGGGGCCCAAGUUGGAAGCUACAGUGGUGGGCCAUAUCCAUCGCAAGGACGAGGACCACCGUAUGGUGGGAGUGGCAUGCCUGCCCCCAGUCAAAGGGGAGCUGCGAGUGGUUACGGAGUUGGCCCGCCAAAUUAUUCACAAAGUGGUCAAUUUGGAGGUUCAGCUGGUGGUAGAGGUCCGAACCCGUUGGGUGGCAGCCGAAAUCAACAGUAUGGUUGGCAGCAAUAAACAGUCGAGAGGAUAUUUGAACUGAAUAGGUAUGGUUCAGUAGAAAUAUAGAAACCAGGGUGAAGAUGGCCCAAGGUAGACUUGAUCAACUUGUGUGAUGUCUAGAACGCAUUUGGUUAGUCAUUAAUUGUUUCUUAAGCUUAAAUGAUGUAUAUAGUUUUCUUUGGGGAGAUUUUCAUAUUCCCUCUUUCCAUGAAGCUGUAAAGAUGGUGAGAAUUAUAGAGAAGUAAAUUUGUAUGACAUUAUUUUUCCACCGGCUGUUUUAUAAGACAAUAUAUCAAACUGUGUUUUUUCCA
This is a messenger RNA of Juglans regia (Persian walnut), 2002 nucleotides long. Its product is annotated as cyclin-dependent kinase C-1-like. The transcript is spliced from 13 exons. Gene Ontology annotation, molecular function: cyclin-dependent protein serine/threonine kinase activity; ATP binding; RNA polymerase II CTD heptapeptide repeat kinase activity. Gene Ontology annotation, cellular component: cyclin-dependent protein kinase holoenzyme complex; nucleus. Bases 276 to 1706 code for a protein of 476 amino acids. The record is from RefSeq and is a predicted model, not a curated record. Lineage: Eukaryota; Viridiplantae; Streptophyta; Magnoliopsida; Fagales; Juglandaceae. Gene Ontology annotation, biological process: positive regulation of transcription elongation by RNA polymerase II; protein phosphorylation.